Messenger RNA from Fukomys damarensis (Damara mole-rat), 393 nucleotides. RefSeq names its product keratin-associated protein 21-1-like. The transcript is spliced from 2 exons. The record is from RefSeq and is a predicted model, not a curated record. The coding region runs from base 1 to 393 and encodes 130 amino acids. Lineage: Eukaryota; Metazoa; Chordata; Mammalia; Rodentia; Bathyergidae.
AUGUGCUGCAGCUACGGGAACUCCUGUGGGGGCUGUGGCUCUGGCUGUGGAUACGGUUCUGGUUGUGGCUGUGGCUCUGGCUGUGGCUGUGGCUCUGGCCGUGGGUACAACUGUGGAUAUGGCUGUGGCUGUGGCUGUGGCUCUAGCUGUGGUUAUGGCUGUGGCUAUGGCUCUGACUCUGGCUGUGGCUCUGGCUAUGGAUAUGGCUCUGGCUGUGGCUCUGGCCAUGGCUGUGGCUCUGGCCGUGGGUACAGUUGGGGAUAUGGCUCUGGCUAUGGCUGUGGCUCUAGCUGUGGUUAUGGCUGUGGUUCUGGCCCUGGCUGUGGCUCUGGCCGUGGGUAUUGUAACUACCACCCCUUCUGCUACAGAAGAUGCUACUCCUCUUGCUGCUGA